CGACUCCUGGUCCAGGCGCCUCACCCCCAAAAUCCUCUCCCGGCUCGCUCCUCCCUCCCUCUCUUAUCCCCUUCCCUUCCCUCCCUCCUUCCCCCCUCGCGCGGCGCCACCAUGGCCUCCUCCGUCGUCGCGGCGUCCCUCCGCGCCCUCGCCGCCAGCACCUCCGCCUCCCUCCAGAAGCCCACCGCCACGCCCUCCCCCUUCCUCGUCCUCCUCGCCCCGACACCGCCCCGCCGCCCGCUCGGCCUCCGCUCCGCCCGCCGCCUGCCGCUCGCCCCGCUCGCCGCCUCCGACUCCUUCGAGUCCUCCGUCGGCGUCGACUACGCCGAGCCGGCCGCCGCCGAGUCCGAACAGGAGGAGGAGGAGGCGUUCGCGUCGGGGGAGGAGGAGGAGGACGCUGCUGCCGAGGCGUCCGCCGCCGUCGAGGAGGAGGAGGUCGGGGAGUACGUCGAGCCGCCCGAGGAGGCCAAGGUCUACGUCGGCAACCUGCCCUACGACGUCGACAGCGAGCGCCUCGCGCAGCUCUUCGAGCAGGCCGGCGUCGUCGAGGUCUCGGAGGUCAUUUACAACAGAGAAACAGAUCAGAGCCGUGGAUUUGGGUUUGUCACAAUGAGUACUGUCGAGGAGGCUGAGAAGGCUGUGGAGAUGUUCCAUCGCUAUGAUAUCAAUGGAAGGCUUCUGACUGUAAAUAAAGCGGCUCCUAGAGGCUCUCGUGUGGAAAGACCUCCCAGACAAUUUGGUGGUUCUUCUUUCAGGAUUUAUGUGGGCAACCUGCCAUGGCAAGUGGAUGAUUCUAGAUUGGUGCAGUUGUUCAGUGAGCAUGGUAAAGUGGUUGAUGCCAGAGUUGUCUAUGACCGAGAAUCUGGGCGUUCACGGGGAUUUGGUUUUGUAACUAUGGAAACACAGGAGGAAUUGGAUGAUGCUAUUGCCGCCCUUGAUGGACAGAGUUUGGAUGGCCGUGCCCUGCGAGUGAAUGUUGCGGAGGAGCGAUCGCGGCGAGGUUUCUAAUGAGGCUGUAUGGGGGUGGUCAGCAGGCUUGUUCCAUAGGAACAUCAUAGUGUGGUCUGAUACUGGUUUAGACCCUCCAUUCUCUUUUCUUGUGUUCUGGGCUCCCUAUCAUCCUGUCGUAUUGUGAGGAGGGAAGUGUUCUCUGCUAUUUUCUUAACUGUUGGUUGUGUUCAUGAGUUCAUGUAUUGUAGGCUACUGUUAUAGUGCACCUAGCUCAAUUUGUCGAUGCAAUUCGAAAUUUUUUCUGACAUCUGUUCGAGGAAAACAAUUAUGUAUGAGCAGUUUGGCU
Messenger RNA from Panicum hallii, 1297 nucleotides. RefSeq names its product 31 kDa ribonucleoprotein, chloroplastic-like. Lineage: Eukaryota; Viridiplantae; Streptophyta; Magnoliopsida; Poales; Poaceae. The coding region runs from base 112 to 1008 and encodes 298 amino acids. The transcript has 4 exons. Gene Ontology annotation, cellular component: cytosol. Gene Ontology annotation, molecular function: mRNA binding. The record is from RefSeq and is a predicted model, not a curated record.